Messenger RNA from Physella acuta, 4670 nucleotides. RefSeq names its product zinc finger protein 62 homolog. The record is from RefSeq and is a predicted model, not a curated record. Gene Ontology annotation, biological process: regulation of transcription by RNA polymerase II. Lineage: Eukaryota; Metazoa; Mollusca; Gastropoda; Physidae. Gene Ontology annotation, molecular function: RNA polymerase II cis-regulatory region sequence-specific DNA binding; DNA-binding transcription factor activity.
AAAAUCUUAAACAAGAUGGCUGCUAAAGUAAAUAGUAAAAAUGUCAGUAAAUGAGCAUGGUUACAUGUGAUGAAAACAUCGCUAGUCUACUUUAAUCAUUACACAGAAAAGUUUUAAUACAGUUUUUUGAAAACAGUUGAUUUAUAAAAAGCAGAGAAGCAUGGAAGAGGAAACAGAAUAUUUAGCUGUAAUGUUAUCUAUUGUAGAUGAACAGUCAAACAAAUUAACAGAAUUUUUAAACUCUGAAGAUUUGAAACCAGAUCUAUCAACAAUAUUUUCAUCUUCUAAAGACGUAAAAACAGAAUUUACAGCAUUUUCAUCUAUUGUUGAUGCAAAACCCAACAUGACAUUCACAGCUUCACAAGAUGUUAAACCAUAUACUACAACAGAAUUUUCAUCUUCUAAAGACACAGAAACAGAAUUUUCAAGUUUUUCAUCUCUUGAUGAAUUUACACACAACAAAACAUUUAUUAACUUGCAAGAUGUUAAACCUGAUGUUAUAACUGAGUUUUUAAUUUGUAAAGAUAAAAAGCCUGCUGUAUCAACAUUAUCAACAUCUGAAGAUAACAAAUCAGAAGUCACAACUUUAUCAAGUAGUAAAGAUUCAAAACCAGAAUUAUUGACAGGAUUUUUAUUUUUUGAGGAUAAACAACAAAAAGGGCUUGAACUUCAAGUUGAAGAAAAUCUCCAGUUUUCUAGAGACAAAAGAUAUCAGAUUGUUUCUAGUGUCAAACACAAAAGGUUUUCUCAAAGUUCUAACUUAAAAAAACAUAAAACAACUCAAGAAGGAAAUGAGCAAGUUGAUUAUGAUGGUGACCAUGAGAAUCUUUCUCAAAGUUGUAAUUUCAGUAAAAAUAAAAAAGUGCACUCAAGAGAUAAGCCAUAUAUAUGUGAUGUUUGUAAUAAAAGGUUCUCUUAUCGAUGUAGAUUAUAUACACAUAUAAAAGAGCACUCAGGUGAUAAGCCACAUACAUGUGAUGUUUGUCAUAAAAAGUUUUCUCAAAAUUCUAGUUUAAAUUCACAUAAAAUAAUGCAUUCAGGAGAUAAGCCACAUGAAUGUGGUGUUUGCCUUAAACAGUUUGCAUAUAAAGCUAAUUUAAAUGCACAUAAAAAAGUUCAUUCAGGAGAUAAGCCACAUGAAUGUGAUAUUUGUCAAAAAAAAUUUAGGAAAAAGGUAAAUUUAUCACAUCACAAAAAUAUUCAUUCAGGAGAUAAGCCAUAUGAAUGUGAUGUUUGUCAUAAAAAGUUUUCUCAAAAUUCUAGUUUAACUACACAUAAAAUAUUACAUUCAGGACAUAAGCCAUAUGAAUGUAAUGUUUGUCACAAAAAGUUUUCUCAAAAUUCUAAUUUAUAUACACAUAAAAAAGUGCAUUCAGGACAUAUGCCACAUGAAUGUGAUGUUUGUCAUAGAAAGUUUAGGCGGAAGGAAAAUUUAUUACAUCACAAAUAUGUUCAUUCAGAAGAUAAACCAUACAAAUGUGAUGUUUGUCAAAAAAGGUUUGCUCAAAACUAUACUUUAAGUUCACACAAAAGAAUUCAUUUAGGAGAAAAGCCAUAUGAAUGUGAUGUUUGUCAUAAAAAGUUCUCAUACAAAUAUUAUAUUAGUAAACACAAAAGAAUUCAUACUGGAGAAAAGCCACAUAAAUGUGAAGUUUGUCAUGAAACAUUUAUUCACUAUUGUAGUUUAAGUAGACACAAAAGUGUUCAUUCUUAUGUUAAACCCAACAUGACAUUUAUAACUUCUGAUGUUACGCAGGAUUUUUUAUCUUCUAAAGACACACAAACAGAUUUAACAUUUUCAUCUUUUGAUGACAUUAAACCCAACAUGACAUUUAUAACUUCUCAAGAUGUUAAACCAGUUGUUACACCAGAAUUUUCAUAUACAGAUACCAUUAAAACAGAAUUAUCAACCUUUUCAUCUUUUGAUGAUGUAAAAAACAUUACAUUUACAACUUCUCAAGAUGUUGAACCUGAUGUUACAACAGCAUUUUCAACUGGUGAAUUUUCCACAUCUAAAGAUAUAGAUUUAGAAUUAGCAACUUUAUCAACUAGCCGAACUUUAAACCCAGAUUUAUUGAAGAAAAAAGUUCAUUUGGUAUUAGAAAAGAAAUAUGAAUGUGUUAUUUGUCAUAAAAGGUAUGCACACAGAUGUAGUUUAAGUCAACAUAAAAAAGUUCAUACAGGGGAAAAGCCUCAUGAAUGUGAUGUUUGUCAUAAAAGAUUUUCUAGAGGCUGUAAUUUAAGUAUACAUAAAAAAGUUCAUUCGGGAGAAAAACCACAUGAAUGUGAUGUAUGUCAUAAAAAGUUUACUCAGAAGAUAAAUUUAUUACAUCACAAAAAUGUUCAUUCAGAAGAUAAGCCAUAUGAAUGUGAUGUUUGUCAUAAAAGGUAUACUUACAGUCCUACUUUAAGUAGACACAAAAGAAUUCAUACACGAGAAAAGCCAUAUGAAUGUGGUGUUUGCCAUAAAAAGUUUCCACAUAGUUCUAGUUUAAGUGCACAUAAAAAAGUUCAUUCAGUAGUUAAGCCAUAUGAAUGUGAUAUUUGUCAUAAAAAGUUCUCAAACAAAUAUUAUAUUAGUAAACACAAAAGAAUUCAUACUGGAGAAAAGCCAUAUAAAUGUGAUGUCUGUCAUGAAACAUUUACUCACUAUUAUUGUUUAAGGAGACACAAAAGUGUCCAUUCCUAUGUACAGAGCAGCAUGGAGAAGGAAACAGAUGAUUUAGCUGCCAUUUCAACUGUAGUAGAUAGCAGUUCAAAUGAAUCAACAGAAUUUUCAACUUCUGAAGAUUUGAAACAAGAUCUAUUAAAAUUAAUUUCAUCUUCUGAUGGCAUAAAAACAGAAUUAACAUUUUUGACUUCCCAUGAUAUAAAACCCAACAUGACUUUUUUAACUUAUCAAGCGGUUACACAUGAUGUUAUUUCAGAAUUUUCAGCUUCUAAAAACAUCAAAACAGAAUUAAAAUUUUCAUCUUAUGAGGACACUAAACCGAACAUGACAUUUAUAACUUCUCAAGAUGUUAAACCUGUUGUUACACCAGAAUUUUCCUAUGCUGAUACCAUAAAAACUGAAUUGUCAACCUUUUCAUCUUUUGAUGAUGUAAAACACAUUACAUUUACAACUUCUCAAGAUGUUGAACCUGGUGUUACAACAGCAUUUUCAACUGGUGAAUCAGUAUGUUCCACAUCUAAAGAUACAGAACUAGAAUUAGCAACUUUAUCAACUAGCAGAAUUUUAAAACCAGAUUUAUUGACAAAAAAAGUUCAUUUGGUAUUAGUAUUAGAUAAGCUAUAUGAAUGUGUUAUUUGUCAUAAAAGGUUUGCACACAGAUCUGAUUUAAAUGCACAUAAGAAAGUUCAUACAUGGGAAAAGCGUCAUGAAUGUGAUGUUUGUCAGAAAAGUUUUUCUAGAGGCUAUGAUUUAAGUAAUCAUAAAAAAGUUCAUUCGGGAGAAAAACCACAUGAAUGUGAUGUUUGUCAUAAAAAGUUUAGUCAGAAGACAAAUUUAUUAGUACAUCACAAAAAUGUUCAUUCAGAAGAUAAGCCAUAUGAAUGUGAUGUUUGUCAUAAAAAGUUCUCAGACAAAUAUUAUUUUAGUAAACACAAAAGAAUUCAUUCAGAAGAUAAGCCAUAUGAAUGUGACAUUUGUCAUAAAAAGUUCUCAGACAAAAAUUAUCUUAGUAAACACAAAAGAAUUCAUUCAGGAGAAAAGCCACAUAAAUGUGAUAUUUGCCAUAAAGAAUUUUUUCGCAAUAGUAGUUUAAGUAGACAUAAAAUAAUUCAUUUAUAUCAUCCUGGAGAUAAGCCAUAUGAAUGUGAUGUAUGUCAUAAAAGGUUUGCACAAAGUUCUAUUUUACAUACACACAAAAGGGUUCAUUCAGGAGAAAAGCCAUAUGAAUGUGAUAUUUGUCAUAAAAGGUGUUCUCAAAGAUCUAAUUUAAGGCUACACAGAAGAGUUCAUACAGGAGAAAAGCCUUAUGAAUGUGAACUUUGUCAUAUUAGAUAUUCUCGAAAAUCUAGUUUGAAUAUACAUAAAAUGGCUCAUGUAGAAAAAAAAGCCUUAUGAAUGUAAUGUUUGGCGUAAAAUACUUUUUCAUAAAAAUAUUUCAACUAGUCAUUAUAAUAUUCAGUCAGGAGAUUUACCAUGAAUCCUUAAGUCUCACAACUUUCAGUUUCUAUUGCUUGAAAAUUCGCCAAACAGUUAUAUAGCAUUCACAUUUUAAAUUUGAAGGAAAGAAAGGCUAAAGCUACAGCAAUUUGUUAUUGUUUUUUUGUCUUGUUAUUGUUAUGUCCCUUGUGUUACAUAUAUGUUAAUGAUGUAUUACAUAAAUGUUAAUGAUGUAUUACAUAUAUGUUAAUGAUGUAUCUUGAAUGUCUUGUUUCUGUGUGGUGAUGUCUUGCUGAUGAUGCAGUGAGUUUUCUAUGAAUGGAGUCUUGAGAGAAGACAAAUAGGCCUACUACAUAAAGUGUUGAAGCUAACAUGAUAGUUUUCUACUGUUAUAUUCCAAGUGCUAAAUAAAAUAAGAAAUAUAAGUUACAAUAGUUAUAGUUUAAAAUAUUGUAUCUUAUAUUAGAAUGAUUUAUGCUUAGUCGUAUUUAAAUUUUGUAUUAAAUAAUAUAUGUGAAAGUGAAAUGUCAAUGGACUGUAACUUUAAAUCAAUCAAAAUUGC